Molecule: messenger RNA, 1933 nt
Organism: Callorhinchus milii (elephant shark)
Lineage: Eukaryota; Metazoa; Chordata; Chondrichthyes; Chimaeriformes; Callorhinchidae
Gene: mmp28
Product: matrix metallopeptidase 28
Exons: 8
Coding region: 66-1679 (537 amino acids)
Biological process (GO): collagen catabolic process; proteolysis; extracellular matrix organization
Cellular component (GO): extracellular matrix
Molecular function (GO): metalloendopeptidase activity; zinc ion binding
Source: RefSeq, a predicted model, not a curated record
GAGAGAGAGAGAGAGAGGGAUAGAUCGAGACAGAGGGAAGGAAGAGAAGGAGCUCUCAGCGCACAAUGAGUUGUGGAGUUUCUGGACAAAGUUUGGGAACUUGGUCAAAACUUUUGAUAGUUUCUCUCCUGUUCACUACCCCCUCGGGGUGUUUGCCUGUGGGUCAGACACAGCCAACAGACACAGACAAGGACCUGGGAUUGCCAGCAGCAGAGGCAUUCUUAGAAAAGUAUGGCUACCUUGAACCCGGAUCUCACAGGGGACUGAAUUCUGCUGAGGUCAGAGAGGCCGUGAGGGAGUUCCAGUGGAUUUCCCACCUCCCGGUGAGCGGAGCGCUGGAUGAGAACACCGUGAGGAGGAUGGCUGAGCCGCGGUGCGGAGUCAAGGACACGGGGAGUCGUGGAAUUUGGGGAGAGCAUGUGAAGGCUGUGCUGUUUGGGCAAAGCAAUAAACCCAAGCGCAUCAAGCGUUACUCUCCACAAGGAGAGAAGUGGUACCGGCACCAUCUCACGUACAAGAUCAUUAACUGGCCGCGAUACCUGGAGCCCGGCCGGGUCAGGGCUGCGGUGAAGACUGCCUUCGAGCUGUGGAGCAACGUCUCGUCGCUGAGCUUUGGGGAGGCUCCAGCUGGGGCCCCGGCUGAUAUCCGGCUGGCGUUUUACCAAGGCGAGCACAACGACGGCAUAGGCAACGCCUUUGAUGGCCCAGGUGGGGCGCUGGCUCACGCCUUUUUCCCCCGCCGCGGGGAGGCCCACUUCGACAAUGACGAGCGGUGGUCGCUGUACCGCGGCAAAGGCCGGAACCUGUUCAUCGUGACGGCCCACGAGAUCGGCCACACCCUGGGGCUCGAGCACUCACCGGUCAGGAACGCGCUCAUGUCGCCAUUUUACAAGAAGCUGGGCCGCGAUUUCCUACUGAGCUGGGACGACAUGAUGGCGAUUCAGAAGCUGUACGGGAAACCGUUCCGAGCUUCGGCCGUCCAACUACCGAUGGAGUUGCUGCCAUCGUUCCAGGAGCUGGAGGAGCACAGCCAUCCCGGCGUUCCCUCGGGAACCCCCUCGUACUGCCGGACGCAGUUUGACACCCUGACCAUGGAUCUGAACGAAAACAUUUACAUCUUCAGGGGGGGUGACUACUGGGUGGUCUCAAAGGUGGGGAGUGUUCGAGGACCCCUGUCCCUGCGAGAGGGCUGGCCCGGACUGCCCACCACCAUCGAGGCCGCUGCUGUGUCGGAGAGAGAAGGAAAAUUCUACUUUUUCAGAGGCGGUCGUUGCUGGCGUUACCGAGGCGCGGAGUUGGAGGAGGGCUUCCCGGUGAGAGUGAGCGCCAUGGGGCUGCCCCGACACCCAGACGCCGCCUUCUACUUCCAACCCCUGGGUCACCUGGUGGUCUUCAAGCGCUCCAGGUAUUACGUGCUGAACGAGGAGACCCUGCGGGUGGAGCAGUACUACCCCCGGCCCCUGCGGGACUGGAAAGGAAUCCCCGUGGGCAUCAACGGGGUCUUUACCUGGAGCGAGCGAUGGACCUACUUUAUCAAGGACGACGCCUUCUGGAAGUUCGACAACAGCCGGCUCAGAGCCCUGGGCAGCGGGAGGUGGGCCGAGGAGCUGGCCUGGGCCGGCUGCAACAACAACAACAACAGCAGCAGCACAGCGAGCGCAGACGCCCAGCUCACGUGAACCCAGGACAACGACACCCCACCCCCCACCUCCCUCCAAUCCCUCCCCUCACCGCCCCCACCUUCCUUCCGAGACUCAGUGAAACUCAGGGAGGGCGAGAGACCAGUCCGCUGCUUGUUCGCUCUCGAAGGACUCGACCAAAGAUCUUGUUCCUCCGUGUCUCUGGCGUUUUAGAAAUCGCCCCGAAACGAAAUCGUAAAAGCAUCCACACACCCACUUUCCAGCAAUCGCCCGCGCUCUCUCCCCCACCCCAC